AUGAGCAACGAUACACCAACAGCAGCAGGUAUUGACUUGGUUCUCACCUCAGUGGAGACGUUGGACACAGAACAACCGUCCGUGGCUUGGGAACCCUGGCCCUUGGCUUCUGCGCACUGGGACGCUUUAACUGUCGAUCAUCUUAUCGCAAUGCCUGACGACAUGUUUGCCAGGACGUUGGCACAGUGGAGGAGAGACACUCAAAAUGGGGAAUCAAACAGGAGCCUUCAAGCUCGCAUUGAACAGGCAAGUCAGCAAUACCUGUCCGAAGAGCUCGACGACGAGGACCCGGGCGAAGGAUCAUCAAUUAGGUUCGAAGCAACUAGCGCAACUGACCCUGGCAUGGUGUAUGAUCAGACCGAAGCUUCAACAAGUACUGGAAGAACGCGCAACACAAGCGACAGUAGAAAAGCUAGAAAAGCCAUCACAAAUGCCGCCUACAGAGAAAAGGUGAAGGCUGAACCUGGAUGGACCGAACUAAACAGAGCGCGCGCGCGUGUAUCCAUGCGAAAAACCCGGGAGAAGCAGAAGAAAGCUCGUAUGGAAAGGCUCAAGAAGGCCAUGUCAGCUGAAGAAGGCAUCGACGACGAGGGAACAGCUGAAGAAAGCAACGAAAAUAAUGCUCAUAAUUCAGGCACAGGGUCACCUCAUACAAUCGAUGGGCAACUGGAGGAGUAA
This is a messenger RNA of Cryptococcus wingfieldii CBS 7118, 678 nucleotides long. RefSeq lists its product as hypothetical. The record is from RefSeq and is a predicted model, not a curated record. The transcript is spliced from 5 exons. The coding region runs from base 1 to 678 and encodes 225 amino acids. NCBI's taxonomy places the organism in Eukaryota, Fungi, Basidiomycota, Tremellomycetes, Tremellales, Cryptococcaceae.